Molecule: messenger RNA, 297 nt
Organism: Pochonia chlamydosporia 170
Lineage: Eukaryota; Fungi; Ascomycota; Sordariomycetes; Hypocreales; Clavicipitaceae
Exons: 2
Coding region: 1-297 (98 amino acids)
Source: RefSeq, a predicted model, not a curated record
AUGCCUCUGCAAAUAGAGAAUAUGGUGUAUUUUUUUUGGAGGAUUGGGAACCAGGAGAUAGUAAAGUACGGGAGGAUUACGGUUAGCCUUUCGGAAUUCCCUGUACCUGUACCCACUGGUAACCGACCUCCAGCGGGCAAGAAAGCCAAGAGAGAUCAAUGUUAUCCAACUAUUGCUGUACGUAACCCUGAUUACCUGCACAGGUCAGACUUUUCAUCUUGGCCAAUAGCUUACUGUAUGCAGCACUCCUGUGCACAGCAAUAUUAUCGUGCGCCUUAUAAAGCUGCCUUGAGUUAG